AACAUCAUGGCCAAUAUUUUCGAUUUAUAACUUCAUGGCUUCAACUAUGCAUCAAGUUAUGGGAUUGGCCAAACCCGAGAUUUGACCAUUAGUUUGGACGAUCAAUAUCAUUGAUUAACGGUCAACUCGUCAUGUCAUUGCCCAGUCAGCAUACACCCACUUAAAAUAUUCACAAAAUCCACAUACUACCAAUAUCUGUAUUAUGACUAAAAUUGGAGGAAACAAAAUCCGAUGAUGCAACAAGCAAGCGCGCUGUAUCAUCGAACUCGUUGCUCGACAAUCGGUACCUCAGCUUGGACCAGAGGAGGUAGAUCUCUUUUCCUCAAUAUCUUGAGUAUAUCGAUCCCCCAGUCGCCAUUUCCCGUAGCCUCUGUCUCCAAAGGCAGCCUGUCUUCAGAACUAGUAAUCGCGAUUUCCCCAACCGCUCCAACCUCCGUUUUCUCUGGAAUCCUUUUUGUCGAUUCUGCCCGCCACUCGUCACCAUCAUCCUCUUCUAUUGAAUUAGUGUAAGUGGCGAUUUAGAUUGAAAAAGUGCCUGUGGUGACUUGUAGAGAUUGUCGGCGAACCAAAUGCAGAAGUCGAUCAAUUUGGCUGAGAGAAUCAGCGACUAGAAGUUAAGUGGUGAAGAUGGUGACGGAGAGCUGCGAGUUCGAGUUGGAAUUAGGCGGAGGCGGCUUUGGGGAGAGAGGGCGAGGAGGGUUAAGCAUAGAGCGGGAGGAUAGAGAUGGCUCGAAAGACUUAGGGUUUAGAAUUGAGAAGGGAGUUUGAGAAUUUUUGGGAUUUCUGGGAAGAAGAAGAUAAAGCAGAGAGCGGAGAGAGAGAUUUCAAUUAGAUGGGUUGGAUUGUGGGAAAGUGAUUGGAGGAUUAGGUUUGAGGGGGAUUGACGGAAGAAGGGUCAACCGAGAUGGCGAGGAGGACAACGGAGAGGAGGAACAAAUCGAUGGCAUCCAUUUUGGGGAGAGGGGAUAUGAUAAGUAUUUAGUUUUUUUUUUUCGUUUUUUAUUUUUGGUUUAACUAAGGUAUUAUAUAAUUUUUUUAAUUUAUAAUAAUUAAAUUAGAAAUAUGUGAAAAUUGUGAAUAUUUUAAAUAUUUUAUGAUGACUUGACAGUGAUGUGUCGGGUUGACCGUUAGUCAACGGUCUUGACCGUCCAAAUUAACAGUCAAAUCUCAAGUUUGGCCAAUUUUGUAACUUUGAUACAUAGUUGAGACCACGAAAUUAUAAAUCGAAAAGAUUGGCCAGAAUGUUUAAUAUGUAAAAAGUUUGGAUCAUACAAAUAUAUUAAUCCUUUAUAUUUCUCACGAGUUAUAAGUAUUUCUUUUGACCAAAUUCUAACUCGUUCCCCUAAAAAUAUUUCAACUUUUUUGCAACAUAUCAAAGAUCUUAAGACACGAUUGUUCAUAGAUGGCGCGAUCACAUUUUUCAAGAACUUCAUACGGGUUGUGUUGGGGGUAUGGUGAAAAGAAGCCCAAAUAGAGGCCCAAUGAGACUUGGUAGGGCAUCAUCAAGAAGGUUAGCCCAUUAGCAAGGCCAGGUGGGCCAGGCCCGAGUGUGAUGAAGGGAGUCUCAGACGAAACUUUGAAGAGUCCAAAAAACUAUGGAUUGUCUGCGGUCCCCCUGGUCGGGUGCAUAUUAUGUGUCGGAAGACUGACACAUUGGUCGGGGCGCCCAGUCGACAAAAGUAGAAAGCAUUUAAUGUGAUGCUGACAUGGAGCUAGUUUGAAGAAGCCCGAUCAAGAGCUGGGUAAGUAUAAAUAGUAAGUGGUAGGUGACAUUUAAGUGGGUCGGAUUCUCUCACAAACACUAGGGUAAUGCACUUCUCUCUCUAGAACUCGAACUAAUUUGAGCGUCGCGGGAUUGACGGGCCCGGGUGCCCCCCUCUGUUGUGCCUUGUGUGUAGGUGGGACAACGAAGAAAGAGUAUGCAAGGAGCAAGAGCGGAGGAGUUCGGGGUCCUGGUAUCGCAGCUCAAACAGGUUGGUUAAUUUGUGUAUGUUAUAUCAUAUUUUCAUUAAUGUUAGUCUACUAGAAUGAUCGUUAUUGUAAGAUCACGAUUCGAAAAUGAUUUAUAUAUGAUUAUCUCCACCCGAACAAGUUGUCAGCCAUAGUUUUAUCACACAUUCACCAAGGUAUUGAAUUAGAAUAAACGAGUAUGAAAGGUUAGACAACAAUUUAUGAGAUUGAGGGUCAUUUGAUUCGUGGAUUUAGAUGAUUAAUUUGGUACCAAAAUAAAAUUCAUAAAGGAUUUAAGGGAAAUUCAUCGUUUGUUUGCAGUUUUUAUAAGGACCAAAUCUGUGGGACUCAUAGAUUUCAAGGGUCCAAAUUCGUGGAUCCCACAGAUUUGUAAAUCCGUAAUAUUGAUGUGGGAUUUGGAACAUGCCACAAAUCCAUAAUGGGGUUUUACCCAUAUGCCCUCGUAAAAUUUUAAUAUUCCAAGAUUGACCUCAACUUUACCUAUUUUACAUUAUAAUUAAUCAAUUAAUUAGUAAUAAUAUAACUAUUCAAUUAAU
Molecule: messenger RNA, 2507 nt
Organism: Linum trigynum
Lineage: Eukaryota; Viridiplantae; Streptophyta; Magnoliopsida; Malpighiales; Linaceae
Source: the annotation of a GenBank genome assembly